Tympanuchus pallidicinctus (lesser prairie-chicken) is the source of this 7335-nucleotide messenger RNA. RefSeq names its product coiled-coil domain containing 187 (gene CCDC187). Gene Ontology annotation, molecular function: microtubule binding. Gene Ontology annotation, biological process: microtubule anchoring. Gene Ontology annotation, cellular component: centrosome. Bases 382 to 2631 code for a protein of 749 amino acids. The record is from RefSeq and is a predicted model, not a curated record. The transcript is spliced from 21 exons. NCBI's taxonomy places the organism in Eukaryota, Metazoa, Chordata, Aves, Galliformes, Phasianidae.
CAAACCAGUGGUGAAACCCUGAAGCACAGUUUCACGGCCUGGGUGGAAAAAGCAUCCCCUACUGCAGUGCAUCGAGAUCCCAGGGACAGGAAUCAGCUUCUGGAAACUGUUCAAUCACUUACAAACACAGAGGCAUUACCUUCUGCAACACUACUGACAUCUGAAUCCUGGCUUCCCAGUCCUCUGAAAUGUCAGGACUUGAGGGACUGCUCCCCCCCAGCUCCAGAUACUCCUCCUCUGAGCUUUUCUCCUCCUCAGAAAGAUACAAAACCAGGCUACUCAACUUCUGGCCUUUCUCCAUAUAGAAAUAAAUGGGAAAAUCAAUGGGACCGAGUGAAAGCCAUACACAACCUAUCCAAGGAGCUUGCAGAAAAGAUUGAGAUGGCAACUAAGAGGCUGAGUGCAACAAGCAGUGGUAAAGAUGCUGCUGGUAAAAUAUCAGCAGAGAUAAACUGGGACCUCUCCAAUGAAUCUUCUGUCCCUGAGCCAGAGGCACCCAAAGAUGAGCAGGAUGGGACAAUGACUGCACAGAUGCUGCUGGGAGCCCCAGGCCUUGAUGAGUUACAUGUGCCGUCAGACAGGGGAUGUCACGGACCAGGCAGGAUGAGCCUUGUGGAUGGCACUGAGGGAACAGCAGACCUGGACAGAGAGAAGAAAAGAGCUUCUUUGUCUGGUGGGAGUGCUGUGAGCAAAGAGUGGCCGUGGAUCACCCACAGGAUAAGGCAGAGACAUCCCAGUGCUGGGGAGAGCUUGAGCGGCAUGUUGGAAGGUUUUCCAGUGAAUAAAGGCUCCAAAGUGGACAUGAGCCUAUUGCAUGAAAAGCCAAUAACCAGCCCAGCCUUUCCAUCUCACGGAUUCCUUGCUAGAAGCCUGCAGACAGACCCUGCAGCUCAGAGGUGUGGGGCAGUUCCAGCGCUGCAGGAUCGAGGGGCAGCUGCCCAACACCAUCCCUGCAUGGAGAGCCUGAGGAGAGCAGGCAGACGCACACUGCAGCCCUGCAGAGCUCGAGGCAGCACUGAGCAGCACUGCGGUGAGGCAGACCCUAACUGUGCACAACUGAAAGAGAAACACAGGAACCAUCUGCACAACUUAAAACAAACUUCCCUCCUGCUGGCUCACAAACUGAAGGCAUAUCAGCUCCAGCAGAAGCAGUGGCUGGCAGUGCUGAGUGAGAAAGCCAAGCUAGAGCUUCAGGAAAGCCAGAGGUCUUUGAGUGACCUGCUUCAGAACGAUUUAAAGCUGCACAGCAGUUCUAAAGGCAGCGAUUCCCCUGUGCUGAAGCUGGACCAUGCAGAGCAAACAUGGGCAGGACAGCAGCCUGCAGGUGACAGCACAGCUGGCAGUAAUGAGGAGAUGCAUUCCCUGGAACAACUUCCAUUGAAUGUGGAGAGAGAUCGGAGCCCGGUGGACUCCAAAGCUGUGGGACAAAGGAAAUCUCUGGGAGGAAGGAGUUCAUUUGGUUCAGCCCUUCAUGAAGGAUCUCUGCCAGCAGAGGACAGGGAGCCAUUGCAUGGCCACCAAGGGCUGAACCUGCUGUCAGCUCCAAUAGAGCUGCCCCACGGGGAUCCCUGCACAGCAGAUGGCUCCAGGGGCAGCAGUGACCAGGACAGCCAGUGGAGUGAUGCUGGCCGGCACUACGGACAUUCCAGCUCCUUCUGCUGCUUCAGCCUGGCCAUGGCAGAGCAGUGCCUGAGGGGAGAGGAGCUGCGCGCCCGCCACCAGGCUGCCCUCCUGGAGCUGCGCAGGGGAGCUGUGCGGGAUAAAGCCAGAGCUGAGCUGGCCUGGCUGGGCCACCAGAGGCGCUGUCUGGAACUCCUGCAAGACACCGAGGGAGCCUCUGCCAUGGCUGAGAAGCAGCGCAGAGUCCUAACAGAGCUGAAACAAGAGCAGGUAGAAAUACAGCACCUGCAAAAUAUCUACAGGGCGGCCCAUCAAGAGAGGAAACUCUUAUUAAAGCAACAAAGAGAAAUCUUAAUGAUGCAGCAAUCAACAGCGAAACUCCGGGAAGAACUGCAUCAUCUAACUGGGAAGAAAAAGCUUACCAGGAGCCCAGCAACUGAAGAAGUAAUUAAACCAAAGAUGAGACAGAUUUCUAAUGCUAUGUUAGGUUCCCCCUUGGCAGAAUCUUCAGGGCCUGAUGCAUGUGGGGAUAAACAGAAUUAUGUCCAGCUGAAGAACAAACAAAACAAAAAAUAUGAUGGCUUUUCUACCAAGAGUAAGAAAGCACUGCUACAGUGCCAGCAACAGACAGAGGAGCCAUUGAGUUUGCAGCAGUCCCUGGGGGCACGAGGUCCUGAUGUGUCUGGAACAGUGGCCAAGAAAUUGUGUGAUGCUACCAGUCAAACCACAGGCAUGGUCUUUGUGAUCAGACAUUCCACAAACGCAGGUAAUGACACCUCAUUCUUACAAGAUCAAGAGAAUGACCCUGUGACAGUGGAGAAAGCACCCAGGGAGCAGAGAAAUGGCAGGACUUGUAGAGAAGAACAGGACCCGUGUGGUGCAUUUCAGGCACGUUUCAAGCUUAUGUUUUUCUUACCUGUUUUUUUAUCUUUGCAUAAAAUUUUCAAGGGAGGAAAUGCAAGGUAUGGUCUGUCAUGGAGAUAUCACACUUGGAACUCAGCUUGUACAUAAUGAAGUUGACACUGCGUUGAAGUUCUGUUGUGCCGUAUUGCCUUAAACCUGGAGAAAUUUCAAUGGCAAUUCACUGGCAUUCUUCAGUUUUCUUGUUUAUUCAGUGCUUUUUAUUUUUUUUAUCAUUGCCUCUUCAGGCUGGGACAAAGAAGAAAGAUCUUUCUUUUGAUGGCCAAGACAGUGAAAAAAGAUCAGCACCAAUGUCAAGUGAAUCUACAGUAAUGGAAACUCAUUUAAGGAAAGAAAGUUCAUUAGCUGAGCUAAGAGUUAGCCCAGAUUCUGAAAGAGAAUCACAGAUCAUGCGUGUAGCUGAAAAAGCACCUUCCGAAAUCCUUUUUUCAGAAGAUGUUCCACACGAAGUGGAAAUGUCUGCCCCUUUUGAGAUCCACCAGGUGGAUGGCAGCCAGUCUCUGAAGCCUUUGGGCCAUCAUUCUCGAGAAACUUCUGCAGAAGAACUACAGAGGAAAGCUUUUUCUGAAGGAUUUGGUCCUACUGAAUCACUGUGCGAGUCAAACAGCUUCUCUCCAUGCUCUGAAAGUGCCAGAUCUGACUGUUCUCUCCCAGAUUUUCAGAAAGUGUCUGCAGUUUGGACUGAUGUUUCAGAAUGCUCUAUUUCAGAUGUUGAAUUAGAGGUGCAAGGUGGAGAGGACGCUGAUGAUGUCAGUAUUCCAGAAGAAUUAGUCUACGAUGCUUCUUCUAAUGUUCCGAAAGAGGCACCGAUAGCAAUAAAUUCUGGGAAGAAAACAUUACAAAGUGACAAACACAAUGAACUUGAAGAGCCCAAGGAUGACAGCAGCACAGAGAUUUCAUCACGCUCUCCGAACUUCCAGAAAUGCCCUGGAGAGGCUUCAGCUCAUGGGUGCACCGGUCACUUGCUUUCUUUCCUUUCAGCAGACAAAGCAAAUACUUCCAAAACAACACCACUGGAUUCCUCUCGGUUUGGUAAACCCACCAAGGGAAUGGAUAAGCUGCACUUGGAAGCCUCAGGGAACUCAAAAAAUGCAGCUGCCAGCUCUUUGUGCAGUGAUGGCAUUUACCUCCUUCAGAACUACGAGCAGCACGCUCCUGAUUCUAUCACUAACAAAUCAAAGAGGAAUGAUGGAAUUAGCAGCUUAUUAGGCCUUCCGCUGAUGGGUUCUUUGAAACCUUUAGAUGUGGCUGAUAACCAGUUUAGUAGCACUGUCUCUUUUCCACCUGACAAAGAUAUUGCAAAUGGCAAAUUAGUAGUGUGUUCACUGUCCAGAAAUGCAACAGUGCAAGAUGAUCAUGCACAGCUUUUGCAUGAGAAAAGCAUAUCUGGAGAACUCAAUCAGAUUAUAUCUCUGCCCUUGUCCACACAGGGAAUUUCUGGGGAAGUCCAUACAGAAACCACCUCCAUUGGGUCUUUGCAGAGGUUGGCCUCAGGAACUCAUAAGAACUCAAAAACUGACAGGCAAGCCACAAAGGAACUGGGGAAUGGACAGUUUUCUUCCUCAAAAAAGCAACUGUUUCACUCUGAGAACUCUUUCAGAAGUGAAGAUUGUACAAUUUUUAUUAGUGAUGAGGGCCUUCCUCUGGCUGAUGAGGCUACCUUGUCAGAAAUACUGUCUCCUGUUGAUGAAGUGUUGUCCUAUGCAAGUGCUGACUUGCCAUCCUCUAAUAAAAAGGAUUUGUCAUUUCCAAGGGAAGAUCUCCCUCCUCCCCCUUUGGGUGUAGAUACAAUGAAAAAUGAUGAUUCUAGCUUCAGUACAGAUGAUUUCCCAUCUCCACCAGAACAGAUGACAGCCCCAGAGACUGGACAGUGUAUGAAUGAAGAUGUAUCCCUGAAAAUGGAUGCUUUUCCCCCAUUACCUGAUGACACUGUGUCUGAAGAAUAUCCCUCGUUCAAUCGAGAGCCAGUUGAUAUCUUUUCAACUCGGGAAGGUAACCUCUCAGAACAGUAUUUAGUUGAAGAUAUUUCCUGUGCAAAGGAGCACUUGUCAGAAUACCAUGAAGGAGAACAGGAGAUGCCUUCACAGCCUUUGGAGCUUCUGCCUGUGUCAGAUCCUAUUUCUUCUAGUCAGGCCAGUAAAAAUCCUGCUUCCACGAUGAAACAAUGCAAAACAUACAUAACGCUGCCAUUAGCUGGGGAGGACAGUGAUGACCCAUUGUCAGCAUUUGAAAUUGGAGACAGAGUAUUAGUAAAGCAGACCCAACCUGGAACCCUGAUGUUCAAAGGACGGACUCGCUUUGAUAGCGGCCACUGGGCUGGUGUGGCACUGGACAAAGCUGAAGGUGAUCAUGCUGGAACUUACAAAGGGGUGAAGUAUUUUGAAUGUGCACAGCACUGUGGUGUCUUUGUCAGACCUGGUGAGAUUUCACACCUGUUGGAGGAUAACAACAAUGGUUCCAGUUCCACUGGGGAUGAAGACUCAGACUCCUUCUAUGAUGAUGAAUCCUUCAGAAGAGACUGCAGAUACCCUGAAGUUGGUGAACAGGGUGCAGGGGUAACAGAGCAGAAAGCUGACGAUACAAAAAGUCCAGGAGGAUCAGAAGUGUCAGAAAAGAAGUCUAGGCUGUAUGUUGCCUUGCAGUGUGGAAGAAGUCAAACACUUCCACAUUCUGACCACUGUAAAUGUGAUGAAUGUCAUCACCAAAACAAUUUAAUGUGCUGGGGAUCAGAUAAAGAAAAAACAGAUUUGAUACAAAUAAAACAAGGGGUGCUCGCAGGUGUGCCUCCAAAGGAAAGUGAGGCUACCCAUGCAGAUGGCAUGAACACAAACAAAAGUGUUUGUUGCUUGGUAGAGGAUCAGAAAAGAAAUAAACUCACUGAUGAUAUCGCAGCUGAACUCAGUAAGAAACUUCUACUUGAUGCGUUGAUUGCAUUCUCUGAAACAGCUCAACACAAAUACAAAGGUGCCUUUGAAGAAAAUGUGGUGAAUUAUAUCAAAGGCCUAAAACAAGGGGACAGUCAGAAACAAUUUCUUAUCAAAGAAAAUCCACUUGCUAGCUUAACUGAGCAAUCAGCAAAGGUUGCUGAUCUUUUACUGCAUGAUUUCAAUAUGCUUAGCAUUCACGGUUGUCACACGAUAGCAGAAAGAAUUGUGACUAAAUUUGUAGGGGAUGCAGUUAAGGAAUAUAAGAAGAUUAAAAGAAAACAAGGAGUAAAAACAGACAAGAGGUUUCCUUCAUCUUCAGAGACUUCUCCAACUGUUUUGCCUUUCCUUUUAAAAAUCCUCGACGCCGGUGUUUUUGGAAGCUCUAAAGACUUUGAUCAGCCAAACUCUAACGAACGCGCUCUGGAAAGGCAAACACAAAAGCAAUACUUGUUGGAUCACUGGCACUCAGCUCCUUGGAAGAAAACUGUAGAGGUUCCCCUUGUGGUACCACACUACACUUCAUAUGUAAAGAACUUGUCUGCAUAUGCUGUAGAAGAAUUAUGGACUCCAGAAAACAUUUAUUCCAAUUUCACAAGAACCAGUGUGCCAAAGCAGUCUGAGUGUAAUGACUUCCCAGGGAGUGAUUUGGAAACAGAAAGCAAAAGGAUGUAUAAUCAGGUUAUAUUCGAUUUGACUCACGAGCUUCUACGUGAGGAGUAUCAAGUGACUGCACAUCCAAAAACAUUUCCAUGGUUGAAAGAAAACUUGAGAUCUUGCUGUUGUAGGUGUCGCUGCAGAAGCACAGAUGUCAAUGAGGUUAAGACAUUUGUUCAGGGGGAAAUGAUUAAAAUAAUGAACCUGGAAAGGAAUGACUUAGAAAGGAAAAGAAAAUUCCUUAAUAUGACUAAGUAUGGAAACUGUGAGAGAGACAGAGUGGAUCUCAUCCUGAUUCAGGAGCUCCACAAAGAAGAAUCUCAGUGGACUUCCUACGGUGAUGAUGAAUUAACUGUGAAGAUGAGCGUGACUGAAGACAUAUUUGACAGCUUGAUCCUUGAUACAGUCAGAGUUCUCAACAGGAUUUAUUUGAGAAAAGCCAAUGAUUAGAAGUUUGCCCUCAUGGUGGAGUUUUAAUCUCUGACUUCUAAGGCAAGAGAUGCACGAUUAAUAAUCUUAACUCUGAGCUUUACCCAACACAGGUGUGGCCUGAGUUACACGUUCAUAUUUACAAUGAAAAGAUGCAAGUAACAAAAAUGCUACUGAAAACUUUCUUCUUCAGUUUUGAACUUUGGAAAUGCUGAUUAAGCUCAAUACUCUUCUUAGAGUGGUUUUACACGUGAUUUAAGUGGUGACAAUUUUAUUCUUCUGUUUGGUUGGUUGGUUUUUUUUAUCAAGAUAACAUUUUAUUCAUCUAUGCAUUUUAAGAGCUCCUUGUGGGUUUAAAAUUGUGUAGGAGUCUAUGAUUAUACAGACAGGGUUCAAAAGCAAUUUAUGUGUAAAUGAUCUUAUUCUUCAUUAUCACACUCUGGUUGUGAAUGAUGAUGGAUGAAUCACAUUUUAAGAAAAAUGUUCAGGAAAUCAAUGCUGUCUGUCUUCAGAAAAUCAGGGCGCAGAUGGAAUUAAAUCUUACAGAAAGUAAAUUGUUGUUGAUCUCUUGGAAUAAACUCUUCUAAUGGGAACAAGUCUGAAACUUCUCCUGAGGGGCUGCACACCACUACAGAGGUGAUGGUGCACCAGUUUUUACAUCCUGUGUUUGUAUUUAAAAUCAUAUUUACAGACUAAUGAAAUGCACUUUGUUUCUGUUUUCAAGCACUGAUGGUUUAGCUGUUUUCAUACUGAAUUGCUUUCUGAAUAAACAAAAUAAAUCAAA